Oryzias latipes (Japanese medaka) is the source of this 1122-nucleotide messenger RNA. Its product is annotated as deoxynucleoside kinase. Gene Ontology annotation, cellular component: mitochondrion; cytoplasm. Gene Ontology annotation, molecular function: ATP binding; deoxynucleoside kinase activity. NCBI's taxonomy places the organism in Eukaryota, Metazoa, Chordata, Actinopteri, Beloniformes, Adrianichthyidae. Gene Ontology annotation, biological process: nucleobase-containing compound metabolic process. The record is from RefSeq and is a predicted model, not a curated record.
CGGCUUUUAAUUUCAAGGCGGCUGCGCGCUCGCGCGCUCAGUCUGGUUCCCGCGUGCAGCCUGACGCAGGCUGCAGCAGCUCUCAUCCGUCCGAGUCGGAACCCGUAAACGACACCGCGGCAGAAUCAUGGCCACGCCGCCAAAGAGGCUGCGCGGCUCCACCGGGUCCCCCACGCAGGACCGCAGCUUCUGCCGCCUGAAAAAGGUCUCUAUCGAGGGGAACAUCGCUGCAGGCAAGUCCACCUUCGUGCGCCUCCUGCAGAGAUCCUCAGAAGAUUGGGAGGUGAUCCCUGAACCCAUUGGAAAGUGGUGUAAUGUCCAGAAUGACAGCGACGACGUCUACCAGGACCUAAGCUCUUCACAGAAGAGUGGUGGAAAUCUACUGCAGAUGUUGUAUGAUAAACCCAGCCGAUGGUCUUACACCUUCCAGAGCUACGCAUGCCUCAGCAGGGUCCGCGCCCAACUUCAGCCUCCAUCAGCCAAGCUUGAAGAGGCAGAGAGCCCUGUUCAGUUCUACGAACGCUCUGUAUACUCAGACAGGUAUGUGUUUGCAUCCAGCCUGUAUGAGAACGGUAACCUGACCGAGACGGAAUGGAGUGUUUAUCAGGACUGGCACACCUGGCUACUAAACCAGUUUGAGGCAGACAUCGCCCUUGAUGCCAUCAUCUACCUGAGAGCCUCGCCACAGCGCUGCAUGCAGAGGCUGCUGCACCGUGGCCGUGAGGAGGAGCAAGGCCUUCCUCUGGAGUAUCUUGAGCAGCUUCACUUCAGGCACGAGUCGUGGCUCCACCAUAAGAACCUCAGGCUGGACUUUGAUUACCUUGCUGAUCUUCCGGUUCUGGUUCUGGACGUUGAGGACGACUUCCAAAACGAUGGCAUUAAACAGGAAGCUAUCAUCGACGAGGUGCGUGACUUUCUGUCCACGUUGUGACUUUUGGCCAAUUGAAGCUCGGGAUCCGAGCAGCGCUUCUUCUGAUUGGUGGACAGAUUUUUUUAAACUUUAAACUGCUUUUAAAUGUUUUUUUUACCGUGCAGUUUCUGUCAUCACUUGGCCUUUCCAGGCCUGCAGAGUCUGUAAUCACAAUGAUGUCUUUGUAGUGUAAAUAAAUGAAUUUGCAGAGC